Molecule: messenger RNA, 944 nt
Organism: Effrenium voratum
Lineage: Eukaryota; Dinophyceae; Suessiales; Symbiodiniaceae
Source: the annotation of a GenBank genome assembly
CUGGCGUAGGAUGAGCCAUGGGCAGCUCGAUCGCAGCAACAGCGUCUGAGCCUACAUUCGCAGAGGAGGUGCAGGAAAUUAGCAAGGCAGCUGCUGACACCUACGACGAAGCUCUGCAGCAAAGAGUUUAUCUUGAACCCAUCGCCAGAGUCUAUUCGGACGAUGAGCUCGCUGAGGCCGAAGAUGUGCAUUCCUUGUGGCGAAGGGCACAGUCAUCACCCAGGUCAAGACCCGAGGCUGGGGAGACGAAGGCGCGCUCUUCGAUGGCUGAAGUCUGGGAAGGAAUGGAUUUGCCCAUCAGGAACACCUUUGUCCACUUUGACUGCCCGGAGAAGCUGGCACUGUUCGAUCGCCUUGCUGGGCGGAGCCCGGUCACCUCCGAUGGGGGCAGGUUGAUGCGCAGUGCCUCCUCCCCGAUGCUCAGCAGCCGCAGCACGCCUACAAACGAGCGCGCGCCAGAGGACCAGGAGUCCACAACAUCCGCGCCCAGCGGCAACAGCGCCAGAGAUCCGGAAGCGAGCGGCAACAGCACCAGGGAUCCGGAAGCGAGCGGCAACAGUGGCAGGGAUAUGGAAGCCAGGCACAUGAACGGGGAUUGUCGCCCGUGCGCGUAUUUUAACUACAAGAAAGAUGGAUGUCGCCUAGCUGAAGAGUGUCAGUUUUGUCACAUUUGCCCGCGCGCCAAGAGGAAGGCAAAGCCCAAGAAGCGCUCAAGGAGGCGUAACGGGCCAGCGGAGAUGACUUUUCAAGAGGUUUCUGAGUGAUGAGAGACGCGGCUCGCGACUUUCAAGUUGAAGCACCCUCACUCGUUACUGCAGGAAGCCAUUUCUUCGAAUUGGUUGCCGCGCCCACGCUACUCGUGGGUGUGGCAGCAGAAAUGCCAUGUGUGUCGCUCGGGCAUGCGCUGACAGACGGGCCAUGCGGCCAGGCUGUGGGUUCCAUCU